CCGCCCCCGCCGCCGGCGGGACGGCCGCGCAGGCGCAGUCCCUUCUGGUGUGGACCCGGAGGCCCGGCCCGGCGGUAAAUAACAGAUGCGGGUGAAAGAGCCUUCCAAAGUUUUAUCUGAGAAAGCCAAAAGAAGUAAAAGGCCGACAAUACCUCAUGAUGAAGACUCUUCAGAUGACAUUGCUGUAGGUUUCACUUGCCAACAUGUAAGUCAUGCUGUCAGUGUGAAUCAUGUGAAAAAAGCAAUAGCUGAGAAUCUGUGGUCAGCUUGCUCAGAAUGUUUAAAAGAAAGAAGAUUCCAUGAUGGACAGCCAGUACUUUCUUCUGAGAUUUGGUUGUGCCUCAAGUGUGGUUUUCAGGGAUGUGGUAAAAACUCAGAAAGCCAGCAUUCGUUGAAGCACUUCAAGAGUUGGAGAACAGAGCUUCACUGUAUUAUAAUUAGUCUGAGCUCAUGGAUUAUAUGGUGUUACGAGUGUGAUGAAAAAUUAUCAACACAUUGUCAUAAGAAGGUUUUGGCUCAGAUAGUUGAUUUUCUCCAGAAACAUGUUUCCAAAACGCAAACAAAUGCAUUUUCUAGAAUUAUAAAACUUUGUGAAGAAAAACAUGAAACAGAUGAAAAAAAGAAGGGAAAAAAAGGCAACAGUGUAACAUCUGUGAAAGGAAUUACGAAUUUAGGAAAUACUUGCUUUUUUAAUGCAGUUAUGCAGAACUUGGCACAGUCUUAUAUUCUUAUUGAACUGAUGAAUGAGAUCAAAGAAAAUGGUACAAUACUCAAGAUUUUCCCUUCCUCAGACUCUCAGAUGGAUCCAUUAAUGGUGGAACUUUCAAGCCCUGGACCAUUGACCUCAGCCUUGGUCCUGUUUCUUCACAGCAUGAAGGAAACUGACAAAGGAUCGCUGUCUCCUAAAGCUCUCUUCAAUCAGCUUUGUCAAAAGGCCCCUCGAUUUAAAGAUUUUCAGCAACAGGACAGUCAGGAGCUCCUGCAUUAUCUGUUGGACUCAGUGAGGACUGAAGAAACAAAGAGAAUACAAGCUAGCAUUCUAAAAGCAUUUAACAACCCAACAACUAAAACUGCUGAUGAUGAAACUAGGAAAAAAGUCAAAGCAUAUGGAAGCGAAGGUGUGAAAAUGAACUUCAUAGAUCGGAUCUUUAUUGGUGAAUUAACUAGCACCCUCAUGUGUGAAGAAUGUGCAAAUAUCUCCACGGUGAAAGAUCCUUUCAUUGAUAUUUCACUUCCUAUUAUAGAAGAAAGGGUUUCAAAGCCUGUACUUUGGGGAAGAAUCAAUAAAUAUAGAAGUUUACAGGAGACACAGAAUGGCCAAUAUAGUGGCCCUGUUACUAUAGAAAAUACUCACCAACCCAGAGCUACCAGGAAGCAGUCUCCAUCUAAAGAUAAGAAUCAGCUAAUUCAUGGCAGAAAACGUGCAAGGAAAUUUUCAUCUGGAGAAGAUAAAACUGUUGACAUGUACCGGAAAAAUGGAAACAUGGAAGUGAAUGGGGAUUCUUCUGCAUUUGCAAGCAUCAUGAAUACUGAAUCGAAUCUGGCUGAAAACCCUACCGAUGGUAGUGAGAAGGAAGCCAGCCGUUGUGAAAGUGGUGUUGAUGCUGACAGUGAGGCUUCAGAACCUGAAAGUGCUUCUAAGCAAACUCUGUUGCCAAGAUCCCGUAGUGGAUGCUAUGUGCACACAAAUGGACAUCACCAUCCAUCAGCAAGAGAACUGCCCACCAAGAAGACUGAUAGUGGUGUUGAAGGAGUGGCUGAAGCUAUUUCUGAACUUCAUUUAAGCAGCACUGUAACUGGAGAUAGAGAUUUUGAUGGAGAAAAUCGGCCACUAAGUCUUUCAAAUAAUUUAUAUUUUUCAGAGGAGAAGCAUACGAUGUCUCACAGUCCACAAAAUGCUUUUCAGACCCUUUCUCAGAGCUAUAUAACUACUUCUAAAGAAUGCUCAAUUCAGUCUUGCCUCUACCAGUUUACAUCUAUGGAGUUAUUAAUGGGAAAUAACAAACUUCUAUGUGAGAAUUGUACUGAAAAGAAACAGAAGUACCAAAGGGAAACCAGUUCUGCAGAAAAGAAAGCAGAAGGGAUUUAUACUAAUGCCAGGAAGCAGUUGCUUAUUUCUGCUGUUCCAGUUAUCCUAAUACUCCACCUUAAAAGAUUCCAUCAGGCUGGAUCAAGUCUUCGCAAAGUAAACAGACAUGUAGAUUUUCCACUUAUACUUGAUUUAGCACCAUUCUGUUCUGCUACUUGUAAGAAUGUAAGUGCGGGAGAGGAAGUUCUCUAUGGCCUGUACGGCAUAGUGGAACAUAGCGGCUCAAUGCGAGGAGGCCACUACACUGCAUAUGUGAAAGUGAGAACGCCCUCCAGGAAGUUAUUGGAACAGAUCACUGGAAAGAAAAGUGUACCUGGUUUGAAAGAACCGGAUAGUGAAUCGCCAGGCCAGUGGGUCCAUGUCAGUGACACUUAUGUGCAGGAGGUUCCAGAAUCAAGAGCACUUAGUGCACAAGCGUACCUUCUUUUUUAUGAAAGAAUAUUUUAAUUAGUUGUUAAUUAUUAAGGUUAAUGAUUAUUUGGAUCACUUUUAUUUAAAUGCUGCAAUGAUAGCUAUAAUAUGCAAUGUGCCUUUGUGGUCUAUUCUCUCCUGUAGGAAUAGCAUGUCCCUCAAAUGCUCCUGAACAUUUUUACCAUUUGGGUGAAUCCUUUUAAAGUAACUUCAAUUUAGUCAGUGCUUUCAAAUUUAUAUUUUUUAAAUAAACGUAAACACAUGUUUUAAAAUGUUUGUCCUGGAACAAAACUAGAAUUUACAGUAGUAGAGGAAACUCCUUUAUGAUGUGGCAUAUUAUUACAAGCAUUCAGAAAUGAUGCUGGCUAAAUCAGAUCCUUCCUUAAAACUUAUCCAGCCCUGACCGGGUGCUCAGUGGGCUGGAGCAUCAUCCCAUACACCACAAGACUGUGGGUUCGAUCCCUGUUUGGGGUGCGUACCAGAGGCAGCCGAUCAAUGUUUAUUUCUCUUUCUCUCCCUUUCUCUCUCAAUCAAUAAAAAACACAUUAAUAACAAAACGAAACAGUGUUAGCCAAAUGGGAGUCACAUACCACCUUUCUGAUAUAUAUAUAUGUAUCUCUUGUGCCGUCAUUUACUUAUAAUUUUUAACCUUAGUUUUUAACUAUAGCCCCGUUUAUGUGCUAGUUGUAUUUUCUCUAAUAAACCUUAAAAUAAAUAUAUAACUAUUAAAGAAAAAUUGUUCAUUCCUGUAGCAAUUCACUCAAAAUCAUCUCAGGACUAUCCAGUGGUAUAUGUAUGCUGCUGUAUGGGAAACAUUGCUAUCACAUACAUUUAUACAGUUGGCAUAGUGAUCUUGUCAUAUUUUGUAUGGUUUCAGACAUAUAAAAAGGUAUUGCUGUAACUUCAGUAAUAUGGAUUUGCAAUCAAUAUAUUGAUUAGCUUAUUGCUUUGCUGUUUUGAGAACUAGAAAAAUAUUGAAAUAUUUCAUCAACAUAUUAUUUGUAACCUACUCAUAGUGGAGUUGCAAGUGAUUAGGCAAGGUAAAAGUAUAAUUAUAGAUAAUUGUUACAUUCAGAAUUGAUAAAUAGAAGUUGUUAAUCCAUACGAGACCAUAGGAUAUCUUUGAAAUAUCAAUUACCUAAUUAAAUUUGUAAAUGAUAAUUAUAUUCUAUUAUACUUAACAGGGUAGAAAAUACCUGUAUAAUUCUAGAUCAGUAAAUACAAAUCAUGGUAUUAGGGUUUUGCGAUCACUUUGUAUUCAGCAAACAUCAUUAAUAAGUUCAAGUGAGUUUAGCUUUUAUUUUAAUGGGGCAUGAAGUUGGCAUUUCUGAUUUUCUUUUUAAAUAAUUAAAUAAUAGUAAAGAUAUGAUAGUUUUCCCCCUAGAAUACAAAUUAUUAAGCUGUCAAAACUUGGCAUGAAAAUAUUUCUACUGCUUGGCUUAAAUUUUAAAAAAUAAUUGCUAUUUUGGUGUCACUUGAUUGAGUCAGAAUACAUAAUUGCAUGGUUCAAGCAUCCUAGUCAUUAGUGCCAACAGACGAUGCUACAGGAAGGUGCUGGAUAAGUGCCUACUCCCAGUUCUCCUUUUGGGAAGUAAGGAAAAGAAUAGUGGCUGGAGAUCAUUGUGGAACUAUUUAACCACGACUUUGGUUCUUUUUAAUGUGCGAGUAUAUAACAUUAUCAGGGUUACCAGUGCUGCCUUUUGAUACAUGGAUGAAUGGAAUUGUGAUAAUGUACAAAAUGCAGAACUUAAAAAAGUGUCAUGGCACAAAUUCUAUUUUUAAGCUGUUGCAAUUUUAAUAGUAGUAUUUUUCUUGAUUUUUAACAGUAAAAUGAUGGAAAAAUAUAUAUGUUAAUCUGAAAACUCAGGUUGUUUGUCUUAUAAAAGGUAGUUUAAACAGUGUUUAAAUUAGUAUUUCUGUUUAAUUGUAAUCCGUUAACAUUGAAAACAUCAGUAGCAGAGCAGUGCAUUUUUUUGAGAAAUACUAGUGAAAUCUCUAUUCAUGUCAGCCAACUUGGUAAUGACAAUUACCAUCCACUCCCCCAAAUGUAAAUAUUGUCACCUCAUUUUGCUCCUAGAAACGAUACUACGAAGAGGCAUGUACUUUUCAUUGGAUGGUCACCUGCUUCUUGUAUCAUUGAUAGAAGAAAGAGAGAGAGAGAGGGAAGCACGAAGGAAGGGAGAGAAGAAAGGGAAGGGAAUGAAAGGAAAGGAAGAAAGGGGAGAGGAAAGGAAGGAAGGAGAGAGAGCAUUCUUUUCUGUUGCCUUUUGGCUUAUCCCUUAUGCAGCUAAAGUCAGAGAUGGUGAGUGACAGUUAAGGCCCAGAAUCAAGGCAAGUGCCUACUCCCUCCUUUCAUUGACAGGAUGCCAGAAAAUGCAUCAGUGCUGUAUUUAUCAAAUGGAUAUUUUAAGCUUUAUUCUGAGUACCAGUGAAAACUGAUUCUUCGUUCAGUGAGUGAUACAUUGUAGCUUCAGAACAUUACUUCCGUACCGAAGUAUUGCAGUUUUUAUGCUUAACUUCACAUUUAUUCAUUAUGUAUAUAUUUAUUGAACAUCCACUAUGGGUCAAGCACCUCGCUGACACUAUUUUAACAUGUUUUAAAAUGGAGAGACCUAUGUAAGUUUUAGACAUUAUCCCGUAAGUAACAUACAAAUAGAAUACUUUUAUUUCCAUUUCCAUAAUGUUAAAUGAGCUAAUUCUAAAAUCUACUUAUUUUAUGGUCUAGAAUUUAUGAAUGCUUUUCCAGGUCUGUUGAUAAUGGAAUAAAUUUAAUUUUGAAACCUAAGAAUUUUCGAAUUAUAGCUCUUGUAACAAGACAAAGUAUUUUAAGUUACACAUGGGUCUGAAUUAACAUUUUUGUUCUUAUUUUGAAUAUUUCCAAAGCACAUUUGUAGGGGUACAAAAUUAUGAAGCUACUAAAAUAACGAGUUUCCAGAUGACCUCAGGAAACAGUACAAAUAAGUAAGAAUGUUUACAGAUCUUCAAAACACCAACCAUAAGUGCUUGGCCAAAUGAAUUUAAAAAGUUAAACAGAAAUUUUACUAGCUUUACUUAGAAACUGGUUUAGAAGGUAUGUCUAAUCCCAGUGUUCCCUGUUUUUUCCCUAUUUAAAAUAAAAUUUCGAUUGUGCCAAUUAUGUGAAUAUUUUUGACAUAACCAUGUAUGUGUCUAUAUUUAAGAUUUUGUCAUUUAAUAUUUUUAAACCUGAUGUGAAGACCACCUUUUGGGUGGCUAAAGAGAGUGGUAGAUGGUGUCAGUUGAUACCUGUUUUAUUUUAAAUGUGCCAACAGAGCUAUUUUGCAAUAUAAUAUUUAAUAGCUCUUAGCUUGCAUGUGAUUUUACUCAGUGAUUUUAUACAAUAGCUAAAUAAAAUUUCCUGAAGAUUAAGCUGUAUAAUGUAUCACUUUCAUCUAAUUUUUGUAGUAUAAAAUAACAUCCUGCCUACUUUCCUUAAAUUCAUAUUCAUAAUUUAUUUAUCUGCAUGUUACCUGAUAUAUAAGCCUAAACCAAAUAUGUUAUGUGCAAUAAAAUUGAGCAUCUAUAUAUAGUGUAUAAAGAAAGACUAUUUUUAGAUAUUUAAAAUGUUUUGGUUAAUGUGAAAAUUCAUCAAUUCAAAUCUAUUUAAAAGAUAGAUAACUAUAUUUUUAAUUUUGAGUAGCAUUGGGUAAUAUAUCAUUCCUACGGUUUUAUUUUUUUUUUUGCAGUGUUUUUAGAAAAUAAAUAACUUAUUGAGUAUUAUUUUGAUGUUCCUGUAUAAACAUGCAUAAUAAAUAUUAAAUUCUUAUUUACUUUAUACUUCAA
Molecule: messenger RNA, 6301 nt
Organism: Myotis myotis
Lineage: Eukaryota; Metazoa; Chordata; Mammalia; Chiroptera; Vespertilionidae
Gene: USP45
Product: ubiquitin specific peptidase 45
Exons: 18
Coding region: 86-2536 (816 amino acids)
Biological process (GO): protein deubiquitination
Cellular component (GO): nucleus; cytosol
Molecular function (GO): cysteine-type endopeptidase activity; zinc ion binding; cysteine-type deubiquitinase activity
Source: RefSeq, a predicted model, not a curated record